AAUAAAUUCUUGAAUAAAACACAUGUUAGAACAUACUAUUAAGGCAAUUUCAGAUAAUUAUAUUUAAAUUGGCUAGUGUCAAAGAUUGCCCAUCUUCUAAAGAUGAAAAUAAAGUAUAUUGAAUUCUUCUAGGUUAGCAUAUAUAUAGAUUGAUGAAUGGAUAAUUGAAGAAAUACUAACACAGGAAACCCAAGCAAUAGAGGAUGAUUUGUCUUUGAUUUAAGAACGAGGUCUUAAUAAAUGAAUUAGGCAGGCAUGAGACUAAUGAACACCUUUAUGAUCUUAUAAUAAAGAAUAGUAUUCAAAUUGUUCUUAUUAUAGAGAUAUUGAACCCAGAACUUUGGUUCAUAGAUAAUUUUUUCGAGAAAGCAGAUAAAUUGGACAUAUAGAACUUUUACAACUAGUAAUAAACAGAUUCAGAUUGCUUUACUUAUAUGAAGUUGGGUAAUUAUGUUUGGUUUAUUAUAAAGGCUUCAUUGGCUCUAGAAAACAAGCAAAAAACUUUUUAGGAAAGCAUAGUCAAUAAAGUCAUCUAUGCAAAUUUUCCAGAUUCUAUUCCUAAAAUUCUGUCUUGUAAUUUCAGAUCUCAUUUUUUUCUUAACUUAAACUAUCAUUUAUAAGAAUUUAUUCAUAAUAUAGGAUGCAAUUAGCUAACUUACUAAAAUAAAUGCUUAAAAAACUUUGCCAUUAAUAUUUUGAAAUCCUGUGUACAUUAUAAUUUGUCAUUCUAUCAAGUGUUGCUUCAAUUUUUUAAGUUGUGAUUUAGUACAUGACAUUUUAAAAAUUAUUUAAUGAGACAAUAUAAAUAUUUUUAUAGUAUUUUAAAUUGAUGGCCAGUCAGUUUUUUAAGAGAAAGUUUGAAUUUUCGACAACUGAUUUAAGUUGA
Messenger RNA from Paramecium sonneborni, 886 nucleotides. The record is from the annotation of a GenBank genome assembly. NCBI's taxonomy places the organism in Eukaryota, Ciliophora, Oligohymenophorea, Peniculida, Parameciidae.